UUUGCUCGGGGCAAAAGGGUACGACCGUGAACGGACACAAAAUAAUCCUCGUUACGCAAAUCGGCAACGUAUCCGUAAAGUGUACUCCUACGCAGCUGAUGACCAUCGUUGUCAGUUGACGGGGGUAAAAUUGAAAAGUGCAAGUACGCCAGGCCACGUGUAGAAUGUCCAUGAAGGUGGUGGCAAACGCUAAUCAUGUGUUCUUGUCGCGAAACCUGGCACAGUACCACCGAAAUCCGUUGCUCUACUCAACGUAUCGCGGGCUUUUCGAUUUUACUCCCAUCACGAGGACACGGCGCGAAUUCACACAGAAGAAACUAGUCGGAUAUUCAAUGCACCAGCUGUACUCGGUAGUAGCGGACGUCGAUAAGUACAACACGUUCGUACCGUUUUGCAAAAAAUCCUUCGUGUACGAACGUAAACCUGGCUCACUGAAGGCAGAUCUCAUUAUUGGGUUUCCGCCGCUGAACGAAAGCUACACCUCGAACGUAACGCUAAAGGCUCCGACUCUCGUGCGGGCCGAAUGCGUCGAUGGCCGGUUGUUCAACUAUCUGCUGACGGCGUGGCAGUUUAGCCCGGGCCUGAAAGAUAUUCCACAGUCUUGUGUGAUUGAUUUCAUGGUUUCGUUCGAGUUCAAGUCGCUCCUGCACUCGCAACUGUCGAACCUCUUUUUCGAUCAGCUCGUGAAGCAAAUGGAGUACGCCUUCAUACAGGAAGCCGAACAGCGUUACGGUACGCCGGCCAUCAAGAGCCACGUGCUCGUAUCGAACAAGUCCUAGCCCAAGCUAAGGGCUCGUCCAAAUGCGAAAGAUGAGCAAAACCAAGAUUAGAUAGCUAACGAACGAUUAUUCGACAAAUCAAAAUCCGAUGUUCUUUUUUCUAGGAAACUUUUAUCUUACUCACUAACAUUCAACAGCAUUACGCGGAGCGACCCAUUAGAACACAAAUGUCUAUAUCUAUAUAUUGUACGAUCCUUAUUUUUUGUUGUUUGUUAAUAAGAUGCGCGAUGUAGUCAAUGUUUUCCUUUUGUAAAUAUUUGUUAAUUAAUGCCAAUAAUGAACCGUUUGAUCGACAUAAUGAAAAUGGGGUCGACAUGUUUGUUUUACUUCGUAAAUACUGCGAACGAGUGAUACACCCAAACCCCCCGACGAAUAAAAUGAAAGGUUGAUUGACUGGAACUGGAA
Anopheles bellator is the source of this 1184-nucleotide messenger RNA. Its product is annotated as coenzyme Q-binding protein COQ10, mitochondrial. Gene Ontology annotation, molecular function: ubiquinone binding. Lineage: Eukaryota; Metazoa; Arthropoda; Insecta; Diptera; Culicidae. The record is from RefSeq and is a predicted model, not a curated record. The coding region runs from base 165 to 779 and encodes 204 amino acids. Gene Ontology annotation, biological process: ubiquinone biosynthetic process; cellular respiration. The transcript has 3 exons. Gene Ontology annotation, cellular component: mitochondrion.